AUGGAGAACGAAAGUCGGUCGAUUGUUAUUUUAUAUGGAUCCGAAACGGGAUCUUCUCAAGACCUUGCAGAAAACUUGGCAAGACAAGCAAAACGUCGUCAUUUCAAGACAAGAGUGUAUGCGAUGGAUGACUAUGAUAGAAGUCAACUAGUAGAAGAAAAGCUCGUUGUCUUUAUUUGUUCGACAGCAGGGCAAGGAGACGAACCUGCUAAUAUGAAGAGCUUUUGGAGGUUCUUACUACGCAAAAAUCUACCAAAUGAUAUCUUGAGUGACAUAGACUGUGCAGUAGUUGGAUUAGGCGAUUCAUCUUAUAGAAAUUUUAAUUACCCUUCUAAAAAGCUAUACAAGAGACUGCUACAGUUAGGUGCAAAUAUGCUACUCGAAAGAUGUGAUUGUGAUGAUCAACAUUAUUUAGGCAUAGAUGGUGCAUUCAUACCUUGGACUGUACAAUUCUGGAAGCUUUUAUCAUCUGAUGCAACAAUACCAGUAAGACAACAACAACAACAACAACAAGGGAUUGACAUGAAAGUGAUUCAAAACACAAGGAUCACAGCACCCGAUCACUUUCAAGACGUUCGACAUAUCGAACUUGCAUCCGACCAACUCGCAUAUCAGCCUGGAGACAUUGCCGUGAUCAUGCCGCAAAACCUGCGUGAAGAAGUCGACAUGUUUUUAGGCUUGAUGGGUUGGUCAGAGUACGCUGAUCAAAUGAUCCGCAUCACUCCCAACGAAGAAGCUGUCUUGUCUUGGCCCGAACAACUAAAAUUUAGAGAUUUAUUUAUCCAUCACCUUGAUAUCUUUGGUGUACCUAGACGAUCGUUUUUUGAAAUGCUGGCUUAUUUCACAAAAGACGAAAACUUGAAGGAAAGAUUACGAGAGUUUAGUUCUCCCGAGGGUCAGGAGGACAUGUGGAAUUAUUCGCUACGUCCAAGACGUACGAUCACUGAAGUCCUGUUUGACUUUCAGCCUUUAGAGAUUCCAUUGGACUAUAUCCUUGAUGUCUUUCCACAAUUAAAGCCAAGGUCAUUUUCGAUUGCUUCUAGCGUAAGGAUGCACCCUGGACGGAUGGAAUUGUGUGUGGCGAUUGUAAAGUACAAGACAAAUUUGAAAAGAAUACGAAGGGGUGUCAUGACAAAAUGGUUAGCGACAUUGGCGCCUGGUGACAUCAUCCCGGGAGUGGUCAUCAUGAAGGGAACAAUGAGUUUACCUCCUGCGGAUACACCAUUGAUUGCGAUUGGUCCAGGUACGGGUGUUGCUCCCAUGCGAUCGUUUAUAGAAGAAAGAGUUGCGAUUGGAACCAAGCAGAACGUGCUGUUCUUUGGUUGUCGAUACCACGAUAAAGACUUUUAUUACCAAGAUCAAUGGAACACGUAUCAGGACAAAGGACAGCUCGUGCUCUAUACCGCAUUCUCUCGAGACCAGCGUGGAAAAGUGUACGUCCAGGACCGUAUCUUGGAACAAUCGAGUUUCUUGUGGGACCUUAUCAACCAACAAGGAGCUAAAGUGGUCAUUUCUGGCUCUACAGGCAAGAUGCCUGAUCAAGUGGCUUACGCCUUCAAGCAGAUCUUUAUGAAAGAGGGCGGUCUAAGUGCGCAAGAGAGUGAAGCUUACUUUAGUUUAUUGGUAAAGAGAGGACAGUAUCAAGAAGAAUGCUGGUCUUAA
Rhizopus microsporus ATCC 52813 is the source of this 1662-nucleotide messenger RNA. RefSeq names its product riboflavin synthase domain-like protein. Gene Ontology annotation, cellular component: cytosol. The coding region runs from base 1 to 1662 and encodes 553 amino acids. The transcript has 8 exons. The record is from RefSeq and is a predicted model, not a curated record. Gene Ontology annotation, molecular function: NADPH-hemoprotein reductase activity; flavin adenine dinucleotide binding; FMN binding. Lineage: Eukaryota; Fungi; Mucoromycota; Mucoromycetes; Mucorales; Rhizopodaceae.